CAGAGCAUUUUCACUCAAGCUGCUGCUGAAGUUAAGCUUGGUGAAGAAUUAGUUCUCAUCUGGUUUUGAGUGCUGGAGUUGGGGAAAAUGGAGAGAAGAUAUUUGUUUGCUUGAUUCCACAUGACAACUCCAGGGUAACUGAAUAGACUGUACGGUUGGUUUGACAAGGCUAUGCACCGAGCCAGCAGCCUUGCAUACCAGAGGCAGGGGGAUGGAAGGGGGACUGACAACUGUAAUGGAUUUUAUCGGAGUUUUUCUAAAGAGCGACAAUUUGCCUUCAAUUAUUAAUGUUUUUCAGAGGUUUCUCUUCUGAGAGCGUCUUUCAUCCAAGGCAUCCAAAGCACUUCAUAGAACCCAGUGUAUUAAGCAUGGCAACAUAUCUGCGAGGCCGAGCUGCACCUGGGUUAGAUGCACAUCUGCACAGCUUCCUGUAGGCCACCACGUGCUCCGACAGGCAGGUGGCAGCAGGCAGGAGCUCUUGGCCUGCUCUGAUUGGCACGUGCCAUCUGGGUGACUGUGGCUGUUUGCUGCCGUAGGAAGUUCAUCUGAUUCAAGCUUGCAUGAAAGAAAUUUUGAUCCACAGAACAGCAACUAACAACAGCCUACUUCACAGUUUCUCUGAGUGAUGCUGUGUUUAUCUCCACACACUUCAUGAUGGACAAAAUAUUCAUGAUCUGGAAGAUGAUGGUGUUGAAGGAGUGAGGAUGGACACUUGUGUACUAACAGAUGGCCGACACGGAUGCAGUUAAAAGCUAAAGGGAGCUUAAGAUUGGGGCCAAGGAAGUCUUGAAAUACACCCUAGGCUUAGUCUUUAUAUUAAAUUGAUCACUAGUCCACAAGAUUGAUUCUGUUCUAUCCUCAUCUGAGUCCUUCAUGCACACGGUGCAUGCAGAGGUCUGUCUGAGCGGCAGUGAAUGCAGCCAUGCAUCAUCUGUUUGGGCUGGUUUUGGCACAAAAGGACCUUUCGCGUGCAGGGGAUCUUUUCUCCUUAGAGGAUGCUGAAAUCGAAGGAAGCCUCUCAGAAGCUCUUGAACAAAUAAGAAUAAUUAGUUCAUCUGCGGACUAUCAGACCAAUGACAAUGACCAGGCUGUGGUGGAAAUCUGCAUCACCCGCAUCACCACUGCCAUCAGGGAGACGGCAUCCAUAGAGAAGCAUGGGAAAGCCCUUGUGGCUCUCUGGGAGUCAUGCCUAGAGCACAACCUGAGGCCUUCUGGAAAAGACGAGGACACACCACAUGCAAAAAUUGCAUCCGAUAUCAUGAGCUGUAUCUUACAGAAUUACAAUCGACCUCCAGUUAUGGCCUUAGCUGUCCCAGUGGCAGUGAAAUUUCUUCAGAGGGGCAAUAAGGAGCUGUGCAGAAACAUGUCAAGUUAUCUAUCCUUGGCUGCAAUCGCUAAAGCGGAUCUGCUGGCUGAUCACACAGACACGAUUGUCAAAAGUAUCCUUCAAGGAAACUCGAUGCUGCUGCGUGUCCUGCCUGCUCUGUAUGAAAAGCAACCACAGCCGAUAAACCUCCAUCUGAGGGAGCUCGUGGCACGGAUGGCUCAGCUGGACCAGGCUGAACACCACCACCUCCUCAGGCUUCUCCAGAUCGUGGCUAGGAAAAAACAACCUGGGGUGUUGGAAGGGUGUAUUCCUUUUCUUUUUGGCCACUUGAGAGACCCUAACCAUAGUGACGUUAUCCUAAACAUACUUAUAGAAAUAUCCAGCUAUGAACCACGAGCCUUAGCCACUUUUCUUCCAACGCUGAAAGAAAUUGGUGACAGUUUUCCAAGUUUGAUUGGGCAAACAGCAAAGAUCUUUGGAGCUGUUGGACGUAUUAAUGAGGAGCGAGCCCGAGUCUGCCUGACGUAUUUGGUGAACCAGCUGGCCAACAUGGAGCACUCAUUUCACCAUAUUCUUUUGCUGGAAAUUAAAAGUCUCACUGACACCUUUUCGAGCAUCUUGGGCACCCAGAGCAGAGAUAUCUAUCGCAUGAGCAACAGUUUCACUGCCAUAGCCAAGCUCCUCGUCCGACAGCUAGAGAACGACAGCAUGUCAGGAGCCAGGAUAGAAAAUGAUACUGGAACAGAAUCUCCUGUACCACUGGAUGAUUUAAAAUCUGUUAUGAAUGGAAACGAAGAUGAUGAAAAGCUUCAAGUUAAAAUACAAGCUUUUGAAGAGAAAAUAAAUGUCGACAACAGCACUCCUGGCUCAGUGCGGAGAUACAGUUUAGGCCAGGUUUCUAAAGAAGAAAGGAAGGAUAUGAGAUUUAACAGGUCCAAAAGCCUUGCUUUGCAUGCAGUCCGCAUGAAGGGAGUAAACUCAGAGAGUGGACAGGAUGAGGAGAACGGAGAGAUAACUGCCGGUAUCUCCUUCACUGAGAUCUACAUUAGCCAAGAAAAUGACAAAUUGACUUUUAGCAUUGAUACUGAAGCAAUGCAACUGGGAACUUCUUCGGUUUCACACCAAAGCAUCAAUUACAUGGAGUCAGCAAAUUUGCCGGAUUCUGCUCAAGAAAAGGCCCACGAAGGAAGUGCAGAGGCCGUGACGAGCCCUGUGGAAUACCAAGACAAACUCUACUUGCACUUGAAGGAAAACCUGGCUAAAGUGAAAGCCUAUGUCACGGAGAUGGGGAGGAAAAUUCCUAUCCCUGAUCAGUGUGUUAUUGAAGAUACUGUUAGAAGUUGUGUAGCAAAGCUGUUCUUCAGCUGUCCCCUGAAGGGCCAUUACUGCCUGUACAGUAAAUCCAGUUUUACCCUCAUCAGCCAGCAGCCUCCACUGUGGAUCCACAUCAUGUUCCUCUUCCAGCAGAGCUUGUUUGCAGAACCUUUGUCCAUUCAGAGUAAUUCUGUGCAAGUUCUUAAGGCCCUGUGGGAGAAGACACAGCUCAAGGGGACGCACAGUUUUGAAACUGCUAUGAUUCAGUCUACAUUUCCACACCAAAAGGACCUGGACCACGUGCAGCUGCACCUGGAAGAAGUGAGGUUCUUUGAUUUAUUCGGCUACAGCGAGGAAGCAGGAACUUGGCAGUGUUUCAUGUGCAAUAACCCUGAAAAAGCAACGGUUGUAAAUCAGGAUGGCCAACCUCUGAUUGAAGGCAAGCUUAAAGAGAAGCAAGUCCGGUGGAAGUUUAUCAAACGAUGGAAAACUCGCUACUUCACUCUGGCUGGCAACCAGCUGCUUUUUCGGAAAGGAAAAUCCAAAGAUGACCCCGACGACUGCCCCAUUGAGCUCAGCAAGGUGCAGAGUGUUAAAGUGGUGGCAAAGAAGCGCAGGGACCGCAGCCUGCCCCGGGCCUUUGAGAUCUUCACCGACAGCAAGACCUAUGUUUUCAAGGCCAAAGACGAGAAGAACGCCGAGGAGUGGCUUCAGUGCAUCAACGUUGCCGUGGCGCAGGCUAGGGAACGCGAGAGUCGAGAGGCCACCACCUACCUGUAGAGCUGCUGGCACCUCUGUGGCCAUGCCAGCAAACCAAAUGUGCCUGGGACCACGCUGGUGCCGAGCAUCCCGCUGGCGUCCUAUGGACCUCUUUUACCUCCAAAACAGGAAAACAGUGAGGGAGAUUGUCUGUGCGCGUGGGUCAGCUUUAUGCAGCACGAGAGGUCUAAUGCCUCAGUGACACUACCAGGUGAUGGAGUGUCGCCAUGAGCGAGUGCUCGCUGGCACUGGGGCAUUUGCUGGUGUAGAAGCAGCUUCCACACCCAUGUGUGAAAUGCAGCUUUGUCCUCAGCCUAACGGCCUGCGAGCCAGGAGACACGAUUAGAAACAAACCUGGAGCCCAGCUCCUCAGCCUUUCCUUUCAAGAUGCACAAGGUCUCGGUGGCUUUAGACAUUGCUGAGAGCAGUCAAGCACACAAGGACUUUCACUUUCCUCAAUCACUUUCUGUCUGUAAAAAGAUAAUUUUCCUUCUUAUUUAAUCUCAGUGUACUUUGUCCUUUCACUGUUUAUGUGUGUCUAAGGAAAAAAUCGAAUUUGCUGCUUUUUUCAGAUUUGAAAUUGAGAAAUUUUAAAGAUUUAAUACCGCUGAAAGAUAAUUUAAAAUAUUUAAAUGUUUUACUUUUCCCUUUUUUCCUGCUUUUUCUCCCCUUUGUAACUGAAUGUAAUUUAAAAAAUAUUAUUUUCCUUUCUUUUUUUUAACUGUCUUCUCUGUUCCAUAACUUUUCAAAAUUUCUCCAAAACUGGAAAAUUCUCAGAUUGUUUCAUUUGCUUUGUGGCUCUCAAAUGAUUCCAAAGUGGAGGAAGUGCUGUAGAAAAGAUUGAAAGCAAAAAAAGAAAAGAGCUGGGGAAGAGAAUGAAUGAGAAGUCUACAAGUGAAGAAGUGAACUCAGAGAUCAUCCAAGGCUCAGUAGAAAGAAAAUUUGAAAUUUUCCAACCUAGAAAAAUAGAUCUUUUGCAAAAAGUUGUUGCCCAAAAGAAGGCCUUAAUGGGGUUUGGGAAAUGCACUGUAAUGCUUUUUGCUGUAAUACUUAUCUUGCAUUCAGUAGCAGAGGGAGCCCACGGUGGGUGUGAAAGUUCCUUGCAGAGCAUGGCAAUAUAACCUGCUGCCUGAAAUAUUUGCUUGUUGACUUUCUGUUUUCUGGGUGAGUUUUGGCGUUGGCUUUGUGAACAGGAGGGCGGCAGAGGUUGGUGAGGAUGGGGCGGCUGUGACGGUGAGGACCUGCCGGGGUCAUCAGAAAUGCUUGAGGAGCAGGGAAUGACCUGGGAAAUAAAUCUGGAUUGAAGUGAAAAUUUGGAUU
Messenger RNA from Cuculus canorus (common cuckoo), 4720 nucleotides. RefSeq names its product ventricular zone expressed PH domain containing 1 (gene VEPH1). NCBI's taxonomy places the organism in Eukaryota, Metazoa, Chordata, Aves, Cuculiformes, Cuculidae. Gene Ontology annotation, molecular function: phosphatidylinositol-5-phosphate binding. The record is from RefSeq and is a predicted model, not a curated record. The transcript is spliced from 17 exons. Gene Ontology annotation, cellular component: plasma membrane. The coding region runs from base 923 to 3421 and encodes 832 amino acids. Gene Ontology annotation, biological process: regulation of signal transduction.